AUGGAGAACGCAAAAAUUUCCGGUUCCAUUCCGUUGUCCAUCCGGAAACUGGUUGUUCGUGAUGUCAAUAAUGGCCAAAUGCACCGGGAAGUGGCCAAACACUACGAAAUCAGCAAGACAGCGGCAUCAAAAAUCAUGAAGAAUAUGAAAACGUUCGGAUCGGUGGUGGAUCGCCCGGGAAGAGGACGGAAGACCAAGACAGAUGCCAGAACGGACAAGAAAAUCAUUCGUGAGAUGAAGAAAAACCCAAAAAUUACGAUCCGACAGAUACAGGAAGAGCUCCAACUUUCGGCAUCGCGUCGUACUGUCUGUCGCCGCAUCCAAGCGAAGGAGUACCAUAGCAAGCUCGCAGUGAGAAGGCCUUUCAUCAGCCAGGUGAAUAAGGCUAAGCGGCUCAAGUUCGCCAAGGAACACGCCGAUAAACCGCUCGAAUAG
Toxorhynchites rutilus septentrionalis is the source of this 435-nucleotide messenger RNA. RefSeq lists its product as uncharacterized. The transcript has a single exon. Gene Ontology annotation, molecular function: DNA binding. Lineage: Eukaryota; Metazoa; Arthropoda; Insecta; Diptera; Culicidae. The coding region runs from base 1 to 435 and encodes 144 amino acids. Gene Ontology annotation, biological process: DNA transposition; DNA integration. The record is from RefSeq and is a predicted model, not a curated record.